AUGUGCUUUUAUUACUGGGACGAGAUGAAGAUUCUACCGAUUAACCAGUCGAAGGAGUCGCAUUGGGAUAUCUCAAGCAUGUUUGUACAGUCGUUGAUGGCUUCUUCCCUUCUCCUUCAAAUCUCGAGGCCAACUUCUUGCCUGCUCCCCGAGCUGCUGUGUUCCUCCUCAACACACUCUCACUUUAGCGGGUUCAACUUGUCAAAGACGCCCUUCUCUUCGCCAGCCGGUCUAACAUCUCCGGUUCCUUGACUCGGAGUGAGAGUCUCGCCGCCAGAUCCGGUGACAGUGCUGCUCUUCCCUCCCUCUGCGACGCCUGCAACCCCUGCGCUCUGAAUGGCGCUCCCUGUGUCGAGAUCGACGCCCUUGUUUGCCGCUCCAGCGUGCCCGCUCGUCCCGAUGAUGCCUGAUCCUGCUCCAGCGCCUGCGGUUGUCGAUGCUCUCUUCUGGCCUUGCAGGCCAAACAGUUCCGAGUGCGAGGAUGCAGGACCUUCUGAGGUGCCCGUCGUGUUUGCCGCCUGGCUGUCCGCCAUUCUCAAGACCAGGAUCAAUUAAGUGCAGUAGACAAUGUUGCGGUGGUUUGGUUUCUGGUUGUCAAAUUUCGCUUUGCUUAUGGAUUGAUUUCUUGCGGAGUGUCACCCACGGCUGGUUACGAGAGACGCGCCACCCACAGAUAUAUCAUCCUGAACGCACCUACACAGCCCAGUCCCUUGUUGAGUGUCGCUGCUACAAUGACUUCACCUGGCAUUAUCUGACGACAGCAGCAUGACGAUCAUUGCAAAUGCUGGAGGGCAGGGAGGGGCGCUGUGGCUUCGGAAGAGUUCUCCGAUCAAAGCGGAGGAAGCUGCCCUGAGCCUUGUCACACGACAAGCCAUGAGCCGGAGUCUAAUAGGAGCAGUCCGCCAUCCCUCAGCUUCCCGGUCGUGCAGCAUGAUCAGCGAAAGGGUCCUGGUGUGCCCAAACAAACAGGCGUCUCAGGACGUGGUGCGAGAACAGAGCUUGAUAAGGAAAAGAUUCAGCAUUGUCGAAGCUGACUCGCCCACCAGGAGGCGAAGGGUAGAUCGUACGCGAUCCUCGUGAUCGUCUAGAAAAGCCUAAUCCGAUG
Molecule: messenger RNA, 1105 nt
Organism: Cladophialophora immunda
Lineage: Eukaryota; Fungi; Ascomycota; Eurotiomycetes; Chaetothyriales; Herpotrichiellaceae
Exons: 1
Coding region: 437-769 (110 amino acids)
Source: RefSeq, a predicted model, not a curated record